Molecule: messenger RNA, 1544 nt
Organism: Motacilla alba alba
Lineage: Eukaryota; Metazoa; Chordata; Aves; Passeriformes; Motacillidae
Product: phospholipase A and acyltransferase 3-like
Exons: 4
Coding region: 505-981 (158 amino acids)
Biological process (GO): N-acylphosphatidylethanolamine metabolic process
Cellular component (GO): cytoplasm
Molecular function (GO): glycerophospholipid phospholipase A1 activity; A2-type glycerophospholipase activity
Source: RefSeq, a predicted model, not a curated record
UUCACAUCCUCUCUGUGUUUGGUACUGGUUGAGUGCCAUGCAAGGCAGACUAUAAACAUGAUCCAGAGGUUGCUUUUUUGGGGGAUGAUAUCCUGCCAUAUAUACGGGAGCAGAGUCAGGGUUGUUGCCUGCCAUGGAACAGAAGCACAUCUUGAGGGCAGGGGCAUCUGGCAAAGAGGGGGUGGCCCAACUUCCAUGGAGGCAGGACCAGAUUUUUCACCCAACGGUGGUUUUGGCAACAAGCUCGAGAGCAGAGCCUUCCUGGAGCAGGUGGCGGGUGUGCCCCGGCGGGCUGGCUCCGGGCUAAAGCCGGCAGUGACCCCAGCGGGUUACACCCAAGCGCCCCGUGCUCCCUAUAUAUAGCGGGUACAGGGGACUUUGAGCCCGGCCACGGCAGCGGCGGGACAGGUGCGGAGGCAGCCGCCCCUGCACAGCCCCCACUGCCUCUGCCCUGCGCUCGGCCAGCCCAGCUGCAGCUGCACGGCCUGACUGCACCAGCCCGAGAUGGCAGAAGGCAGGCGCGACCCCCAGCCCGGGGACCUGAUCGAGAUAUUCCGGCCAAUUUAUGACCACUGGGCCCUUUACAUGGGGUAUGGAUAUGUCAUUCACGUGACAGAUGAAGGGUCCUCAUCUGUUUUGGCUAGCAGCGCAUCAGUAUGUACUGGAAAGGCCAAGGUGAAGAAGGAGCCCCUGGAGAAGGUGGCUGGAAAUGAUCAAUGGCGUGUCAACAACAAGUAUGACCGCUCCCGCACUCCUCGCCCUGUAAAUGAGAUCAUCCGGCGUGCCGAGCAAUGGAUUGACAGGGAGGUGCCCUAUAAUGUGCUUAACAGAAACUGUGAGCACUUUGUGACAGAGCUCCGCUACGGUGAAGGAGUCUCUGACCAGGUCCAAGAUGCAGUUAAUGAUGGCACUCGAGCAACACUCAUAGGUGCUGUUGCUCUUCUUGCUGCUAUGGCUGCGAGGGCAUUGCUCAGGAUGUAGUGCUACUGACUGGUUGUCAGGAAGAGCUCAGAGCAAGGCAGAGGGUGAUCCUGGCCACAGUGGUCACUGGUCAGCUUUUGCUACACACACCAUCCAGGCUUACUAGCAACUAUGCCACCCUUGCUGUAAACAUUUAAUAAGCCUUAAUUAAAUGUCUGAAAUCCACACUCAUAUUUCCCUGAAAUUCUCGUUUAUCUAUUUGAGUAAAGCUUUGUUUGCAAGUUUAACAAUUCAGCCUUGCUUCUCCCUGCCAUCGCAGUCAUGAAUAAAAAAAUCAAGAUUGUCACCAUUCAAGGUGAUUGCCAGCAGCUGUAGCCUGCAUUGCCGUGUGAUUUUUUAUUUUAUUGUGUGUGAUGGUUAUUGUAGUAGUCUGGAAGAAAUUGCAAGCAAGUUAUCCGUUCCUUCCCCAUCCCACACACCUCCCCUCGAGUGCUUUGCUGAGCAUGGGUGCAGAUUUCUCCUCCUGAUUUGAUCAGCUAGCUCCUGGAGGCUCUUUCUGUGUAUCAGUGCAAUAAAAAGGACCAGUGAGGGUUUACCAGCUGAAUCCUGGUGUGUGUGGGUGU